This is a messenger RNA of Trichoplax adhaerens, 732 nucleotides long. RefSeq lists its product as uncharacterized. Gene Ontology annotation, molecular function: ubiquitin protein ligase activity. The transcript has 7 exons. Gene Ontology annotation, biological process: ubiquitin-dependent protein catabolic process. Lineage: Eukaryota; Metazoa; Placozoa; Uniplacotomia; Trichoplacea; Trichoplacidae. The record is from RefSeq and is a predicted model, not a curated record. Bases 1 to 732 code for a protein of 243 amino acids.
AUGCUAAUCACUAACGGUGUGGCUGGUAUUAUAAUCAAUGUUGGAGAUAACGAAUAUUUAACAAACGAGAUUCAAAAUACAGCUAAUCAGUUUAAAAAGCCGAUCUUAAUUGUCAAAGGAUACCAAGGAAAUGAUUUAUCGCUAAUCUACAGCAAGCUGCAAGAAAAGUAUGUCCGGACAAAAUCAAUUCAAGUUAGCAUUGAUCGCGUCGAAAAUCCUAAAACUGAAGUGUAUUUCAACCUAAACGGAUUCAUCGAAGUUUGUGUUUUAUCUUCGUUCUUAAUUAUCUUCUUCAUUUUUAUGAUGGGAUUAUUUAUAAGAAUGAAGUUACAAGCUAAGCGUUAUGGAAAAAUUCGAAAAUUAACAAAUAAAGCGUUAAAUACCAUGAAAGUCUACAAAUAUGAAUCUGCGUUGCUAGUUAAGUCUUCGCUACAUUCUCUUCAAACAUUAAUUCGAAGCGAUAAUAGCGAUUAUUCUCAUACCACUACAAGAGUAGCAGUUGAUGAACCCACGUGUCCCAUUUGCUUGGAAACAUUUCUCUCAGGCGAGGAUAUUCGAAUUACACCUUGUCAACAUGAAUUCCAUAAAAAAUGCGUAGAUCUAUGGUUCGAAGAAAACUAUACUUGUCCAUUGUGUAAAAGCAAUAUUUUGGAAAAAGUUUUUAAGAAAUUACAGAUCGAGCGUACCACAAAUGGAGUUCAAAUUCACUAUGGUGAUAUGGUCUAUGUUUAA